AAGCCUGGGGAGGUGGCGGCAGAAUAUAAAUCCCCAUGGAGCAAGCCACUGAUAUGUCAGAGUUCUGUGCACACUUUGCUCCCAGGUUCAUUUGUUACUGACGUUUUGCUUAGGUGUAAACUUGAACAGAACUCUGAUCCGCCCCGCGGAAAAUGUACAAUCGCCUCAACUCUCAAAAUGCCACCAGAAGAAAGUAAUUUCUCCAAAACCGAGCGCGCAGAAGACCAAACCGUGCGCACGGGCGCAGGUGCAGAGAGCGCUCAGGAGUGUCCUACCCGCCUGUACAGGAGAAGAUGGCUGAUCGUUUUGCUUUUCAGCUCGUAUUCUCUGUGCAAUGCGUAUCAAUGGAUCCAGUACGGAAUCAUCAGCAACAUCUUCAUGCAGUUUUACGGCGUGAGCGCGUUCGCUGUAGACUGGAUGUCCAUGGUCUACAUGCUCACUUACAUACCAUUUGUCUUUCCAGUAACGUGGCUUUUGGACAGGAAAGGGCUGCGAGUUGUCGCGCUCGUAGCCACCGGUGUUAACUGCGCGGGCGCGUGGAUUAAGGUCGCGAGCGCCAAGCCGCACCUGUUUUGGGUGAGCGCGCUCGGGCAGGUCGCGUGCGCCGUCGCGCAGGUCUUCAUCCUCGGCAUGCCGUCUCACAUCGCCGCCGUGUGGUUCGGACCGAAGGAAGUGUCCACCGCCUGCUCCAUCGGCGUCUUCGGCAACCAGCUUGGCAUUGCCAUUGGGUUCCUGGUGCCACCUAUUCUUGUGCCCAAUAUAGAUGACAUGGAUAAACUGGCUUAUCAUAUCAGCAUUAUGUUUUAUAUCACAGCAGGAGUGGCCACCCUCAUCUUCAUUCUAGUUGUUAUUGUGUUCCAGGAUAAGCCAGCCCUUCCUCCCUCCCAAGCCCAGGUGGCAAUGCAAAACAUGCCUUCACAGGACUACUCUUACUUGGCCUCGAUUCGGAGGCUUCUCUGCAACAAACCCUUUGUCCUACUUAUCAUCACCUAUGGAUUAAAUGUUGGGUGUUUUUAUGCUGUUUCCACUCUGCUGAACCGGGUGAUCAUUGACUAUUACCCUGGGGAAGAGCUGAAUGCUGGACGAAUUGGUCUGACGCUUGUCAUUUCCGGUAUGGUGGGCUCUCUCAUCUGUGGCAUCUGGUUGGACAAAACAAAGACAUACAAACAGACCACACUUUCCAUAUAUCUUCUGUCGUUUGUAGGAAUGAUCAUUUACUCCUUCACUGUUAACUUGGGCCAUCUCUGGGUAGUCUUCAUUACAGCAGCAGCGCUAGGAUUCUUCAUGACUGGUUACCUACCACUAGGCUUUGAGUUUGCAGUGGAGCUGACGUACCCAGAGUCAGAAGGCACAUCUUCGGGACUUCUCAACUGCUCAGCACAGGUGUUUGGAAUCAUAUUCACCAUUUGUCAAGGCAAGAUCAUUGACUCCUACAGCACACUAGCUGGAAACAUCUUCCUCUGUGUUUUCCUCUUUUUAGGGACCAUCAUUACAGCUUUUAUAAAGGCAGAACUGCGGCGGCAAAAGGCGAACCUGCAAUCAGAGGCAGAAUCAGAAGCUAAACAAUCAAGACACCAAGAAGAUGGAAUAUCAUCUCUGAAACAGAGCAAGAUGUAGAAAUUAAGUUCUCCAACAUACAAUCCCAAUUCCAAAAAAGUUGGGAUGCUGGGUAAAAUGUAAAUAAAAACAGUAUGCAAUGAUUUGCAAAUCUCAUAAACCCAUAUGAUAUUCACAAUAGAACAUAGAAAACAUAUAAAAUGUUUCAAAUGAGUAAAUGUACCAUUUUAAGAAAAAAGUAAGGCAAUUUUGAAUUUGAUGGAGGCAACACGUCUCAAAAUAGUUGCAACAAAUGGCUGGAAAAUUAAGUGUUACUAAAAAGGAAAAGCUGGAGGAACAUUUUGCAACUAAGUAGAUUAAUUGGCAACAGGUCAUUAACAUGAGUAGGUAUAAAAAGAGUAUCUUAGAGAGGCAGAGUCUCUCAGAAGUAAAGAUGGGAUGGAAUCUGGAUGGAAGCAUAUGUUGCUCUAAAACUGUAUAUACCGUUCAGUGUUGAUGGUGCUUUGCAACAAACACAGGUUUAUCCAAAAAAGAGCUUUUAAACAAUAAAGACAACUAUUCACAGCCUUCUUUGCUCAUAUUUACCAAGGGUGCCUAUAUUAGUGGAGGGUACUGUAUAUGAGUGAGAGAAUGGAACAAUAUAUAUUUGGUACAAAAGUCAUAAAAUCUGAAAAUCAGCUGGCAAAGCACCAACACUGAAGUUCAGGGCAAUAAUGACCUGUGAAAUGUUGAUUGUAGUUCAUAGGAAUUUACUUGUAGUUUUUAUUUUUACUACUACAGUACAUAUAUUGCACUUUAGGUUUUUUAACUGGCAGAUGCUAGCAAUAUGAACAAUAUUAGGAUUCUGUCUUGCGUUUGUUUGACCACUUUUGAGCGCAUGGACUGUCUUUAUGCUGUUACUUUAUAUUAUAUUGGAUUUCAUGUAUACAGUGUAUAGAAUGUCCUAGCAUGUUGGUUCAAUGAAGAGCUGCUUUCAGUGGUGGCGUGUGGGAUUACUUGAUUGGCUAUUGGUGAUGCGUCAUACCUAUAAUACCUUACUGUGUGAGUGCCAAAAGGUUAAAGUUUGUGUUAAAAAACAUUCAUACAUUUAUAUAUUAAAACUGUACUAGAAGACUAGUCAAAGAGUAGCAAAAAGAUCCAGUUUAAAAGUGGCUGUCCCUGAACUCUAGGGGAAACAGAUUUUAGUCUGGGUGUAAUGUCUCUCAAAUAACUGAUGACAACCAAAUUUAUAUCAAAGUAUUGACCAUAAUCUCCUGCACAACCAAAAUAGAUCAAAUUAUUACACUAGCAUGAUGAGAUUCAGGUUGUACAUUUGUGACAAUUAACCCUGUCAUGGGUUGUGCUCACAAUCAUUAUACCUUUUCCCAAACUACCAAACAUGCAAACAAAACAACACAAAGAAUGUAAAGGACAUGUAUCAUCAGAACAAUUUGCCUGAAUAGAAAUGAAAAAUAAAAAUUUCAUCUAAUAAAUUCAAAUUGAUCAAAUUAACAAUGUAUAAUUUUUUUUAAAGGUUAAAUUAGUGAAUAAUGGAUGUAUCUAGUUGGUUCAAGGUUAGUCAUGGAUUCAACCCAACAUAUAUCAAGGUUAAUUUAUGAACCAAAAAAAUAGGCCAAAUUCUCUGUUAGUUUUAUUUUUUUAUUACCAAUUGUAACAUUAUUUUGCUAAAACCUGGGAUCAGUAAAACACACUAAUAAAAAAAUAAUACAGCUGUUGAAAUUUUUUAAUUUCUAAAGGCCAAUAUAAUCACAUUGAUAGACAUUGGCCUUCUCAGAGCAUCUGUUUGGUUGUAGCUGAAGUUUAGCCAUUUAGUGUACUUUUAAAAUCACUUACAUCACUUUUACCUACUAAUUUGUUAAAAUAGUUUUAUUCAGAUAUUUAUACUGAUAUGAGCCGAAUUUCUGUCCAUCAGACAAAACAAAAAAUGAAAUCUCUUGUAGAUUGCCAUCACAUCCGUACCAUAGGCUUAUAUAUCAUGUAAUGAGAACCACUGUUUAAAUAGACAACAGAUUAUUUUGUACACCUGCUGUCUGUGUAUAAUCCAUGCUGUUUACAUAGAAAGGUAGUAGGUACCAUAGAUAAUAGGUCAUCAAAAAUAAACAUGUAUAAGAAUUACAGGUUUCAUAUUAGCGUAGUACAUAAGACUGUUACAUAGUUGUUAUUUUUAACUAUAAAAGGUGUAGGAACAAAUAUACAGAUUAUGAAUUAAGCCUCUCAUUGCUACAAAUUACAUUUCUCACAUGGAGUUCAUUGGUAAUAUUACAUUUUACUCCAUCUUAGAAUGACACAAUGACUUUCUAGGAUCAAAGGUAUUGCAAUAUACAGUAGUUCCAUCAGCCCACAUCACAUUAAAGAAAAUCUCUAAGUGAAUAGACUUUUUCGCCCAUUCCUACCAAAUAUGUAACUAGGCCACAUAUUAAGUGUGCUGUAUUGAGUUAUGAGCUUAAGACUUUGGUGACCGCAUCAUAAUUUAUGUCCAUAAAAAUUACUUGUGACCGUGAAAUACAUUACUUUGUAUAAAUAUUAAUUAUUACUAUUUUUCUCCCUAUUACCAUAAUAUAUUAAUAUGUUUGUACAGAAAGGGCCAAAAGUCUGAGAGCACUAAAGAAAAUGCUUCUAUUUUGUAUGCUUUACAAAUGCAAUGCAAAAUGUUUAAUUACAAAUUAUAUCUGCACUAACUUAAGUGAAAAGAGUAUCUUACCUAAUUACAAAUGUCACGAAGAUGCUUAAAUUUAAACAGUGACCAACAAAUCGUGCAGAAUCUUAGAUAUUUAAGAUAUAAUUUUCUUUUUUUGAAUUAUUUCUAUAAACUUUGUUUUAUUUCCAGUUCUAAAAAACAAAAACCAACAGAAUAAAAUAAAUAAAUAAAUAAAUGAAAACCCCCAAAAUGCACCCAGAAUUUCAAUUUAAUUCAACCCUACUGUAUUGGCCUCAAUAUUUCCAUUCCUGGCCCUGCCUUAUUAAAAAUAACCACCAUGUCGUCUCGGCAGCUCCAUAUUAUUAAUAUUCCUGGAUUUCUGUAGGUCUCAGAAGUACUCAGUCCAAGGUUUUGCAUUGCUUCAGAUCCUGUUACAUGAAAGAAGACAGCCCAUCAUCACAGGGGACACUUGGUGUAGGAACCCAAAUGAAUCCGAAGACAUGUGAAAUAAGCCUAUGUGAUUAAGAUAUGUUCGCCAAAUAUUGGGCAUUGUGGAUUUGCAUGGCCGAGGAUAAGGCUCCCUGAGUAAUUGAUUGGAAAUAUAUGCUAUAUCAUAUAAAGCAUUUUUUAAAAAAAAUUAUAGCUGGCAAC
Molecule: messenger RNA, 4846 nt
Organism: Ictalurus punctatus (channel catfish)
Lineage: Eukaryota; Metazoa; Chordata; Actinopteri; Siluriformes; Ictaluridae
Gene: flvcr2a
Product: FLVCR heme transporter 2a
Exons: 10
Coding region: 178-1617 (479 amino acids)
Biological process (GO): transmembrane transport; heme export
Cellular component (GO): membrane
Molecular function (GO): heme binding; heme transmembrane transporter activity
Source: RefSeq, a predicted model, not a curated record